AUGCCUCAAAAAGAGAAGAAACGCACGCUGAUUAUCGUCUCCAAUCGUCUCCCCCUCUCCCUCAAGAAGAUUGACGGCUCCUAUGAGUCUUCUCUCUCUAGUGGAGGGCUAGUGACCGCCCUCUCAGGCAUCAGUAGCUCUACAAACGUCCGGUGGUUCGGUUGGCCGGGCAUAAACAUUGAGGACCCCGAGGAGCGCAAAAUUGCCACCAAGGCACUGGCAGAAAAGAACGGGGUCGGGAUAUUCCUAGAUGAGAAGCUGGCGCAUAGCCACUAUAAUGACUUUUCAAAUGGAAUCGCCUGGCCAAUUCUCCACUACCAAUCUGGCGUCUCCUUCGACGAAGACGCCUGGAAAGCUUACCAGCGCGUGAACGAAAUCUUCGCCGAUGCUGUCGCAAGCGAAGUCCAAAACGGAGAUUUGGUUUGGGUGCAUGAUUACCAUCUCCUCCUAUUUCCGGCGUAUCUACGUUCACGGCUCAAGGAACUGGGGAAGACGAACUGUCCGAUUGGGUUCACGUUGCAUACGCCCUUCCCCGCGGAGGAUUUCUGGCGCGCCUUACCCGUACACAAUGAGUUGUUGGAAGGCGUUCUUGCAUGCGAUUUAAUUGGGUUCCAUACGGACGAGUAUAAGCGAAAUUUCAUCGAGUGUUGUUCGCGCGGCUUAGACGUUAAGAUUGAGGGGGGAGACAUUGAAUAUAACGGGAAUAAAGCACAUAUCGGGACAUUUAUUGUUGGGAUUGAUCCGCAGAAGUUUACGGAUGGACUCUUGAAUCCACCAGUCCAGCAGCGUGUGAAGGAUUUGGAGGAGGUAUAUAAAAGUAAAGUUGUCAUCUUGGGUGUUGAUCGACUGGAUUAUACGAAAGGUCUUGUCCAGAAAUUGCAGGGAUAUGAAUACUUCCUACAGCAGCAUCCAGAGCUCAAGCAGAAAGUCGUCCUCAUUCAAGUCGCUAUUCCUAGCCGUGAAGAUGUGAAGGAAUACCAGGAGUUAGAGAAAGAGCUCAAUACACUCGUUGGGAAGAUUAAUGGCGAGCAUUCGACCCCCUACGGAACACCCAUAGUCUACAUCCACCGCUCCGUCUCCUUUACAGACCUAUCAGCCCUCUACCGCAUCUCCGACAUCUGCCUCAUCACCUCCAGCCGUGAUGGCAUGAAUCUAGUCGCAGCCGAAUUUGUCGCCUGCCAGAAGGACCGCUACGGAGUGCUCGUCCUUUCAGAGCUCGCGGGAGCCGCGGCAUUCAUGGGCACGGGGAGUAUCACAUUUAACCCAUCUAGUGGACAGCAGGUAUGCGAUUCUAUUUACAAGGCGGCUACGAUGAGCCGGGAGGAGAAAAAGACGAGUUACGAGAACCUAGAGGAAUUUGUUACUACAAACACGAGGAGCUUAGCCAAUGCUGCGUUCACAUAUCCUUCAUUACAAAAACGCGUAAUAUCUACCACCAUGACGUCUCGUAUUAUCGACGUGAUCAAAACAGACCACCGAGAUAUUGAGGACUACUACAACAAGGUUCUCAAUUCAGCUACCGACAAGGAGAAGAUUCAGUGGCAGAACCAAUUUACCUGGGAAUUGGCCCGCCACUCAAUCGGCGAGGAGCUGGUUGUCUAUCCCCAAUUUGAGAAGAAGCUCCCCGAUGGCCACGCUAUGGCAGACAAGGAUCGUAAAGAGCACCAAUCGGUCAAGGAACAGCUAAAGAUAUUCCAGAAUAUGAAACCUUCGGACCCUGCAUUCGAAUCUACUGUCAGAGCGCUGAUGCAGGAUCUUUCCGAGCACAUUAAGGAAGAAGAGAGCCAGGAUCUCCCGAAACUAGAAGAGACCCUGACGGAUGAGGAAAGUGAGAGACUUGCUAGGUCCUUCAGCAACACUAAGAUGUUUGUGCCAUCACGUUCCCACCCUAGUGCUCCUGACAAGCCUCCCUUCGAAACCGCGAUUGGACUUAUGACUGCUCCUAUCGACCAUCUGGCUGAUUUGUUCCGGAGCUGGCCACAUACUUCUGGCAUGCCGAAUCCGUCUUCUAAAUAA
Talaromyces rugulosus is the source of this 2016-nucleotide messenger RNA. RefSeq lists its product as uncharacterized. Gene Ontology annotation, cellular component: cytosol; alpha,alpha-trehalose-phosphate synthase complex (UDP-forming). The record is from RefSeq and is a predicted model, not a curated record. The coding region runs from base 1 to 2016 and encodes 671 amino acids. Gene Ontology annotation, biological process: cellular response to heat; trehalose biosynthetic process. The transcript has 6 exons. Gene Ontology annotation, molecular function: catalytic activity. NCBI's taxonomy places the organism in Eukaryota, Fungi, Ascomycota, Eurotiomycetes, Eurotiales, Trichocomaceae.